AUUCUCGCCCCUAUGUGUUGUUCUCUCCAUCUUAAUUUUAACUGGUUCUCUCUCUUACUCUCUCUAACAUAAAAGAAAAAGAUAUGGAAAGUUUAACUCUCACCGGAUUGUUAAAGAAGGUCGCCGGAGAAUUUCCCUCCCGGCGAGCGAUCUCAGUUUCCGGAAAGUUCGAUCUGACAUACGAUCGCCUUCAUCAACUCAUCGAACAUGCUGCUUCUCGCCUCCUCUCCGCCGGCGUUAUGCCUGGUGAUGUCGUCGCUCUCACUUUCCCCAACACCGUCGAGUUCAUAAUCAUGUUUUUGGCUGUAAUUCGGGUUCGUGCCACGGCUGCGCCACUGAACUCGGCUUACACCUCGGACGAGUUCGAGUUCUACCUUUCCGACUCGGAGUCCAAACUCCUCAUAACAUCAAAAGAAGGAAACGAGCGGGCUCAAGCCGCGGCGUCAAAGCUCAAAAUCACACACGUCACAGCCGCACUACCUCAAGCCGACUCGGAAGUCUCUCUCUCAUCAUCGACUCAUUCCGAGUUAAACCUUGACUCGGUCUCCAAAAUCAUCAACCAACCCUCAGACACCGCACUCUUCCUUCACACAUCCGGCACCACGAGUCGACCCAAAGGCGUGCCAUUGACUCAGAUCAACUUAGCUUCCUCCGUGCAAAACAUCAAAUCGGUAUACAAACUCACUGAGUCAGACUCAACCGUCAUCGUCCUCCCCCUUCACGUCAUGGUUAAAUCGCUGGGUUUACAUGAGUUCACUCGUGCCGGAGCCGCAGUCACUCUCCCAGCCGCCGGAAGGUUCUCGGCUUCAACAUUCUGGUCAGACAUGAACAACUACAAAGCCACGUGGUACACUGCUGUUCCCACUAUCCACCAGAUCGUUCUAGAUCGCCACUUCAGCAAACCCGAACCAGCGUACCCGAAGCUUCGGUUUAUUCGAAGCUGCAGCGCGUCGCUUGCGCCAGCCAUAUUGAGCCGGCUUGAGGAGGCUUUUGGGGCGCCGGUAUUGGAGGCUUAUGCUAUGACGGAGGCGACCCAUCUUAUGUCAUCAAACCCGUUACCCGAAGAUGGUCCGCACAAAGCCGGGUCGGUUGGGAAACCCGUGGGUCAGGAAAUGGCUAUAUUAGAUGAAAAUGGUGUACAACAAGAGGCUGGGAAAAGUGGGGAGGUGUGUAUUAGGGGACCAAAUGUGACUAAAGGGUACAAGAACAACCCCGAGGCCAAUAAAUCGGCUUUUCGGUUCGGGUGGUUUCACACCGGUGAUCUCGGGUUUUUGGACUCGGACGGAUAUUUGCAUCUUGUUGGGCGGAUUAAGGAGCUUAUCAACCGUGGAGGAGAGAAGAUCUCACCAAUUGAAGUGGAUGCGGUCCUUCUAUCUCAUCCAGACAUUGCUCAAGCGGUUGCAUUUGGAGUUCCUGAUGACAAAUAUGGCGAAGAGAUAAAUUGUGCUGUCAUACCUAGAGAAGGAUCAAACAUUGAUGAGGCAGAGGUGUCGAGGUUCUGCAAGACGAAUCUCGCCGCUUUUAAGGUCCCUAAGAUGGUGUUCAUCACCGAUUCUCUCCCAAAGACCGCUACUGGGAAAAUCCAACGCCGCUUUGUUGCAGAGCACUUCCUUGCUCAAAUCUCUACUGCUAAGGUCCCCAAGUUUGGAGCCUAAACCAACACUCUGCUUGUCUGCAAUUAUAAAUCGUGUCGUAUUAGUGAUCUACCAUUGAACCCAAAAGAAAAGAAAAGAAAAAAGAACGCGGCUUGGAAGAAAUUCAAAGUCUCCGAAGAGGGAUAGAGGAGAUUUCAACAUUUUCAGAAGUCCAGAAGGUUCAGUGUCAUUGAAUCCAAAAAAAUAAAAUAAAAAUAAAAACAUUUUGUUACACACAAACAAAUUGUUUGGUUAUAAAGUUGAAAGGAUGGUAGAGUGAAUGUUCUUUUAUUUUUAGGUGCAAUGUACGUCAUAUGUACUAUCCAAAAUCAUCACAAGUUCAAUUUUAUUUUUGCCUCACUAGUUUGAUUGUUUGUUUAA
Camellia sinensis is the source of this 2015-nucleotide messenger RNA. RefSeq names its product AMP-dependent synthetase and ligase family protein (gene AAE3). Gene Ontology annotation, molecular function: medium-chain fatty acid-CoA ligase activity. Lineage: Eukaryota; Viridiplantae; Streptophyta; Magnoliopsida; Ericales; Theaceae. Gene Ontology annotation, biological process: fatty acid metabolic process. The record is from RefSeq and is a predicted model, not a curated record.